AUGACUGAUUGGGGUCCUGGUGAGAAUCAUAUAGUCUUACAGAAUAAACACAAACAAUUUUAUAGACCGGAAGUAUUUGGGGAAGCUGAGACUUAUAAUAAAAGCGUACCACUAUUUAUAAAUGAUAUAAGAAAUUCAAUUGAUUUAUUUAAAACAUAUAAACAUGUUUCAUUUCAAAUGAGUGAUACUUUGAUGAUCAAUAAUUGGCCUAUCAACCAGGCAGAAAUAUUUGGUAGAAUUAUUGGAGAAAAAUAUCAACCAGAAAAGGACUUUGCAACUUUAACUAUUGAUGAUUAUUCAGGUUCUAGACUGAUUUUUGUGAUUAGAAUGACAUAUGAUAAUAUACUUGAAAGUAAUAUUAAAAUAUUUGAAGAGAAUUAUGGUAAACUAAUCCGAAUGGUUGGACAUUUUCAUAAUAAUCAAUUUAAAGUUGAUAAUUUGAAUAUUAUUAACAACAAUGAUAUGGAAAUUGAAUUUGGAUUUUGGUCAGAAAGAGUUGAAUUUAGGGAAACAAUACUAAGAAAUGCUUGGAAAUUUGAACCAAUUGCUAAAUCUCAAAAGGUUCAAGAAGAAAUUGUUUUCAAAUUUAGUCAAAGAGAAUUACAAAGGAGAGAAGAAAGAGAAAAAUUGAAUUUAACACUGGAUGAUAUGGUUAUGACAAGUAAUAUUGAAGAUUCAUUAGUUGUUCAUGAGAAUAAAGCCAAUGAAAUAAUAGUUGAUUUGACUGAUUCACCAGAACUAAAAGCAGAACCUGAAGUUAUAGUAAUCAGUGAUGAUGAAGAUGAAGAAUAUCAAUUUAAAUUGAAAAUGACAAAUAUAAUAAAAAAAUGUUUGGUAGUGAUCAUAGAAAACUCAUUUGAAGUAACUACAUUAAAAGAAUUAACUGAAAAUGAGUCUGUAUCCAAAUUAAUCCAACCUUUAAGUCAAAAGUCGUUAAUAAUGAAAAGAAUUGGAGUAUACUUUUCAAAAUCAGAUCUUUUCCUGGUGGAAGGUAAUAUUAUUAACUCCUUUAAAUUUGAUCAAAUUUAUCAUAACAUCAAAAAAUAUUUAAAUGAAAAAACUAAUUUUAACGUUGUUAAAUAUGUUAAUCAUAUUAAGUUAAACUUCAACGUAAAUGUUGAAUACAAAUUGAUUAAUUAUUUAAUAAAUUAUAUCUUGAUAAAUACAAAUAAAAAUUGGAUUUAUUUGAAUGAUGAAAAGAAAUUUAUUAAACAAACUAAUUUAGAUUAA
Lodderomyces jiufengensis is the source of this 1230-nucleotide messenger RNA. RefSeq names its product Stn1p (gene STN1). Bases 1 to 1230 code for a protein of 409 amino acids. Lineage: Eukaryota; Fungi; Ascomycota; Pichiomycetes; Serinales; Debaryomycetaceae. The record is from RefSeq and is a predicted model, not a curated record. The transcript has a single exon.